AUGAGCAUCGCCGCAGCAGCACCAGAUGGGCGACCUAAAAGACACUUCUCAUAUAUCAAGAAUUUUAUCUUAACAACUUUCUUCGGAGACAGUCUCACUCCAAAAACACAAAUACCAAUCCUGGAACCAGAAUUUGAAUACGAGCUCUACAGAAUACCUGGUUUUAAUGACAUUUUAAUCAAAACAUUAAAAUGCAAGUCUGAUGAAUUAACAAUUGUAAACAAUUCAGGAGAAGAAAUAGAAAUUAAACCUUUUGAAUCUUACAUUGGAACGAAAAGCAUAAAAGAAACAGAUGGUGCAUUCCGAAAUGUGUACACGCUACUAUCAACGGGAAUAUUGAAUCAACCACAAAGUGACAUAUUGCAGGUUAUGGUUCCAAUAAUAAAUGGUAUGCAUUAUGAAGCUGGAGAAAAUAUAAAACCUUUUAGGGUACAUCCGAAAAGAAUUCAGCCAGUUAUUAUUAAUGAAGGUGAAAUUAAACAGUUUCCUCGUCAAAGGAACAUAAAUGGAUAUAAUAGUUUAAAAAGGCCAUUUGAAACUAUUUAUUUAUCACCACCACUGAAAAAGAGGUUGCCUCUUAAGAGUUACCAGGAAAGACAGACAGAUGAACAAAACAUUAUGAGUAAACCGAACUUGCCAAAACUUUUUAAACAAAUGCCUCAUAAAGUAUUUCCUUUUCAAACCCACUUAUAUCGUACUCCCAAAGGAGAACAUCAGGAGAAUGUAUAUAAAGUCAAACAAUAUAUAAGUUUAGAAUCAGAACACUUCAGAAACAAUUUGGGUCAAAAACUUGUCCCACUGGACUCCGUUGCGUCGCGUUCUAUGCAUCUAAAGAAGCCGGUUUACAUAGGUGUAACAACUAAAGAUAAGUACGAUGAAAUUACCUUGGACGAUAAUAACAUAUCGAAAUCAAUUGGGACUACUCCGACUCCUCAUGACUUUUUAAUUAAUGCUGAUCCUAUUACAGAAUAUAACUAUAGUAAAACCAGUAUACCAAAAUUGUCAAGUACUGGUAAAAUUAAUAAUAAUAUUUAUAACGCACCGGAAGAUAAAAUAACUCCGUCAACUAACCAUAAACAUUCGGAUAAAUUGGGUAUAGUAAAAGAAAAUGAUGAAAUCAGCUCGCAGUCACCAUUUGAUAUCAACAAUGUUAUUUUACCACCUUUGAAAACAACUGCAAAAGAGUUAAAUAUUAAAAUAAGUGACGAAAUCAUUCCUGAAAACAAAAGUAAUGGCUCCAAUGUUGUUAAAACUAGUGAUGAUUUGCCCAAAAGUGAAACUCUUUCUCAAUAUAUUUACGAUCAUAUUGAUCAUAAUAAAUCCCAUUCAGACAGUAGACUGGAAGAGAAAGAUAAUUUACAUACCGAACUGAGUACUGAUACGUCAUUACUUAAAAAUACGUCUGUUCUAUCAACUGUAGACAAAACAUCCAUUAAUGUACAUAAUUUAAAGCUUAGCGGUGAAAAACUUCGGGACAACUCGAAUACUUCUGUAAAUAAAUACUCCUCAUUAUACAGCCAGCUUGAUAAUGCCUCGAAAAUUAAUGACGUUCAUGUAAUUGUUGUAAAAAGUAAUGAUAGUGUUAUAAAUGUUGUAGAAAGUAAUGAUAGACAGGCCAAUAAUGUGCAUACUAAUAAUAGUAAUAGUGAUAAAAACAUUAUAAUACAUGUGAAUCUUGUAAAAGCUAAUGAUACUGUAGGUGAAGUGCCCAUUGACGCACACCUUUCUCAGUUACUUGACGAACAAAUCAGUUAUAAUAAUUCCAACAAAUCGAAUCGAAUUUUCGAGCCGGAAAACCAGGUUAAAACCAAUGUACACACAAAUUCACCUUUACCCCGCGAAGAGUCUUCUAUAUCGCCUAUUUUAGAUAAAGAUCCCAAUGUCAAAUCUCCCGAUAAUAAUCAAAAUAUGUUUAAUUUAGAUCUAGAUGGAAACGAUGUAAAAACGAAUGCUAUUUCGAAUACACCAAUAUCGGCCUACAAUGAUUAUGGCCAACCUAUAACUAAUUCACCACCAGUAAACUACACACUUGAACAAAUUGGUGAUAUUAAGAAAACUUCAACUAGUGAAAGUGCAACUAUUACUUCUAGUACCGAAUUACCUCAUGGAUCGGAGACUGGUCGGAUUUCUUUAAAAAAUAGUCCUAUAGUAGAAACAGAUGACUCUGCAAAUGAAGAGGGGGAUAAGGAGUCGCAAAAUUUCAGUGAAAGCUUCACAAAAGGCAGAGGGGACAUUCCUUACCAAUAA
Molecule: messenger RNA, 2247 nt
Organism: Arctia plantaginis
Lineage: Eukaryota; Metazoa; Arthropoda; Insecta; Lepidoptera; Erebidae
Source: the annotation of a GenBank genome assembly